This is a messenger RNA of Odobenus rosmarus divergens (Pacific walrus), 2522 nucleotides long. It is a transcript of the gene SLC6A11, whose product is annotated as solute carrier family 6 (neurotransmitter transporter, GABA), member 11. NCBI's taxonomy places the organism in Eukaryota, Metazoa, Chordata, Mammalia, Carnivora, Odobenidae. Gene Ontology annotation, molecular function: gamma-aminobutyric acid:sodium:chloride symporter activity. The transcript has 14 exons. The coding region runs from base 62 to 1957 and encodes 631 amino acids. Gene Ontology annotation, cellular component: plasma membrane. The record is from RefSeq and is a predicted model, not a curated record. Gene Ontology annotation, biological process: sodium ion transmembrane transport; neurotransmitter transport.
CCAGCCCGCCCGGGGCGGCGACGCAGAGCCGGGCCCGGCGCACGAGGCAGCCAGCGCGGCCAUGACGGCGGAGAAGGCGCUGCCUCUGGGCAAUGGGAAGGCUGCCGAGGAGGCGCGGGAGUCUGAGGCGCCGGGAGGCGGUGGCGGCGGGGGCGCGGCGCCCGCGCGCGAUCCGCGCGACAAGCGCGACAAGGCGGUCCACGAACGCGGCCACUGGAACAACAAGGUGGAGUUCGUGCUGAGCGUGGCUGGGGAGAUCAUCGGGCUGGGCAACGUGUGGCGCUUCCCUUACCUGUGCUACAAGAACGGAGGAGGGGCGUUCCUGAUUCCCUACGUGGUGUUUUUUAUUUGCUGUGGAAUUCCUGUUUUUUUCUUGGAAACAGCUCUGGGACAAUUCACUAGUGAAGGUGGCAUUACAUGUUGGAGGAAAGUUUGCCCUUUAUUUGAAGGCAUUGGCUAUGCAACACAAGUGAUCGAGGCCCAUCUAAACGUGUACUACAUCAUCAUCCUGGCAUGGGCCAUUUUCUACCUGAGCAACUGCUUCACUACUGAGCUCCCCUGGGCCACUUGUGGGCAUGAGUGGAACACAGAGAAUUGUGUGGAGUUCCAGAAACUGAACAUGAGCAACCACAGUCAUGUGUCCCUGCAGAAUGCCACCUCUCCCGUCAUGGAGUUUUGGGAGCGCCGGGUCUUGGCCAUCUCAGAUGGGAUCGAGCACAUUGGGAACCUCCGCUGGGAGCUGGCCUUGUGUCUCCUGGCAGCCUGGACCAUCUGCUACUUCUGCAUCUGGAAGGGGACCAAGUCCACAGGAAAGGUUGUGUACGUCACUGCAACAUUUCCGUAUAUCAUGCUUCUGAUCCUCCUGAUCCGAGGGGUCACGUUGCCUGGGGCCUCCGAAGGCAUCAAGUUCUACUUGUACCCCGACCUCUCCCGGCUCUCUGACCCACAGGUCUGGGUAGAUGCUGGGACGCAGAUCUUUUUCUCCUAUGCCAUCUGCCUGGGUUGUCUGACUGCUCUGGGAAGUUAUAACAAUUAUAACAACAACUGCUACAGGGACUGCAUCAUGCUUUGUUGCCUCAACAGUGGCACCAGCUUUGUGGCUGGCUUUGCCAUCUUCUCAGUCCUGGGCUUCAUGGCAUACGAGCAGGGGGUGCCCAUUGCCGAGGUGGCAGAGUCAGGCCCUGGCCUGGCCUUUAUCGCUUACCCCAAGGCGGUCACCAUGAUGCCUCUCUCCCCACUGUGGGCCACCUUGUUCUUCAUGAUGCUCAUCUUCCUGGGCCUGGACAGCCAGUUUGUGUGUGUGGAAAGCCUCGUGACCGCUGUGGUGGACAUGUACCCCAAGGUCUUCCGGAGGGGCUACCGGCGGGAGCUGCUCAUCUUGGCUCUAUCCAUCAUCUCCUAUUUUCUGGGCCUCGUGAUGCUCACAGAGGGCGGCAUGUACAUCUUCCAGCUCUUCGACUCCUAUGCAGCCAGCGGAAUGUGCCUUCUCUUUGUGGCCAUCUUUGAGUGCGUCUGCAUCGGCUGGGUGUAUGGAAGCAAUCGGUUCUACGAUAACAUCGAAGACAUGAUUGGCUACCGGCCAUUGUCGCUCAUUAAAUGGUGCUGGAAGGUUGUGACCCCCGGGAUCUGUGCGGGCAUCUUUAUCUUCUUCCUUGUCAAGUACAAGCCUCUCAAGUACAACAACAUCUAUACCUACCCCACCUGGGGCUACAGCAUCGGCUGGCUCAUGGCCCUGUCCUCCAUGCUCUGCAUCCCACUCUGGAUCUUCAUCAAGCUGUGGAAGACAGAGGGGACACUGCCUGAGAAAUUCCGGAAGUUGACCAUCCCCAGCGCUGAUCUGAAAAUGCGGGGCAAGCUUGGGGCAGGCCCACGGACGGUGACGGUUAAUGACUGUGACGCCAAACUCAAGGGCGAUGGGACCAUUGCAGCCAUCACAGAGAAGGAGACACACUUCUGAGCCACACCUGCCACCUCGGAUGCCUCUCCUUCCUUCCCUCCCCCGACCCCGUGUGUAUAAAUGAAUACCUGAGACACAUACUUCCCCUAAUGAUAGAGGCUUGCUCGUUUUGCACAGGAUUCAUUAACAACGUUAAUUUUAAGGUGGCCGUGUACACUCUGGUUUAAAGUCCCAUUCCCCUCCUUGCCCCCAGUUAUCAUGUAAGUAACAUUAUGAAGAGAUAAUACUGUACAGGGACUAGCAGAAUCUUCCGUGCUAGGACGGUUUUAACCAGUGUUUUCUAGGGGUUAGGGAGAAGUUGUAUCAUAUGGUCAAACUUUUAUACUUGGGCUGUGGGGCCGGUGGGGUGGGAGUGAUGCCUGAUCUCUGUCAGCCUUUUAGCUGACCGCUCCAUGUCCCAUGUUCCUCCCUGACCAUUGCAGCUGCCCCUCCUCCACGCCCCCGGGGAAGGCUUUGCCUUCAAAUCCUGCCUUUGCCAUCCCCAACCUCUUAGCAGUGGGUUUACAGACAGCAAGGCUGUGUCAGAGAAGAGAAAGUGAUCUUUCUGCCCUGAUCCCACUAAGUG